UAAGGUGACAGGGAUACAACAUGGCGGCCGGAUCCUAACGCUCUCCGUCGUGGGACCACCGCGGAGGUCCUCGUUCGGGCCCCUGCCUCAGAGGAGUGGAAGCCAGGGGGUCACCCUUCCUGCCCCUUUCUUCUCCGUCCACUGUCCGCAAGGGGUUGUCGCCGGCUUCCGCAUCCAGGAUGAAGAACUAUAAAGCAGUUGGCAAAAUAGGAGAGGGAACGUUUUCUGAAGUUAUGAAGAUGCAGAGCCUGAGAGAUGGAAACUACUAUGCGUGUAAACAAAUGAAACAGCACUUUGAAAGUAUUGAGCAAGUGAAUAAUCUACGAGAGAUACAAGCACUGAGGCGCCUGAAUCCACACCCAAACAUUCUUACGUUGCAUGAAGUGGUUUUUGACAGAAAAUCUGGUUCUCUUGCACUAAUAUGUGAACUUAUGGACAUGAAUAUUUAUGAGCUAAUCCGAGGGAGAAGACACCCAUUAUCAGAAAAAAAAAUUAUGCGCUAUAUGUACCAGUUAUGUACAUCCCUUGAUCAUAUGCACAGAAAUGGAAUAUUUCACAGAGAUGUAAAACCAGAAAAUAUAUUAAUAAAGCAGGAUGUCCUGAAAUUAGGGGACUUUGGGUCCUGCCGGAGUGUCUAUUCCAAGCAGCCGUACACAGAAUAUAUCUCUACCCGCUGGUACCGGGCCCCAGAGUGUCUCCUCACCGAUGGGUUCUACACCUACAAAAUGGACCUGUGGAGUGCUGGCUGUGUGUUCUACGAGAUCACCAGUCUGCAGCCCCUCUUCCCUGGAGCCAAUGAGCUGGACCAGAUCUCAAAAAUCCAUGAGGUCAUUGGCACGCCUGCUGAGAAGACCCUCACCAAGUUCAAACAGUCGAGAGCUAUGAGUUUUGAUUUUCCUUUUAAAAAGGGAUCAGGAAUACCUCUACUGACAGCCACCGUGUCCCCACAGUGCCUCUCCCUCCUGCACGCAAUGGUGGCCUAUGAUCCCGAUGAGAGAAUCACUGCCCACCAGGCCCUGCAGCAUCCCUACUUCCACGAGCAGAGGGCAACUGAGAAGCAGUCUCUGACAAGCCACAGAAAGGCCUUCCUUCCAGAGCGCCCCGUGGCACCGCAACUACUCAGUAACAACUGGCAAAUUUCAAAGGAGGGCAGAAAGCAGUCCCACCAGGUUCACAGUUCUGGGCUGGCCCCGACUCUGGGUGAUAGUGCACCCUUCCAUCAUUUAUUUCGCAUUCAUCCCAGCCUUUGAGUGUCACCCCGUGCUCGGAGCUGUGGAUGCAACAAGGCAGCUUUGCAGAAAUCUGUACUCCUGUGUCCACCACCUGCUUGAUGGCUCCACUUGGAUCUUUAAAAGGCAAAAUGUUUGAACCCCAUCUCCUGAUCUUUCCCCCCAGACUUGCUUUUCUCCCCGCACCUUCCCUCCCAGAUGGAGGCAGCUCCCCUCCAGCUGCUCAGGCCCUAAACUGUGGGCAUCCUGCUCCUUUGGCCUUAGCCUCCCUCGUUUUGCCCCCUAAUUGCCGUCCCUGCUCGGCCUUCCCGCCCUCCGCAUCAGAUGCUUGUCUGACCGGCUCACUUCUGCUGGCACCCCACCAAAGGCCCCCCGCCAUCAGGGCCGAGGCCCACGCUGUCUGUAACCAGUUAGGCUUUGUGGUACAGAAAGUCUGUCACAAGCCACUCUUUUAACUGUG
This is a messenger RNA of Equus quagga, 1689 nucleotides long. It is a transcript of the gene MOK, whose product is annotated as MOK protein kinase. Lineage: Eukaryota; Metazoa; Chordata; Mammalia; Perissodactyla; Equidae. The transcript is spliced from 11 exons. The record is from RefSeq and is a predicted model, not a curated record. Gene Ontology annotation, molecular function: ATP binding; protein serine/threonine kinase activity. The coding region runs from base 180 to 1250 and encodes 356 amino acids. Gene Ontology annotation, biological process: intracellular signal transduction; protein phosphorylation. Gene Ontology annotation, cellular component: cytoplasm; nucleus.